Phascolarctos cinereus (koala) is the source of this 687-nucleotide messenger RNA. It is a transcript of the gene MIEN1, whose product is annotated as migration and invasion enhancer 1. Lineage: Eukaryota; Metazoa; Chordata; Mammalia; Diprotodontia; Phascolarctidae. The record is from RefSeq and is a predicted model, not a curated record. Gene Ontology annotation, cellular component: cytosol. Gene Ontology annotation, biological process: positive regulation of filopodium assembly; negative regulation of apoptotic process.
ACCCGGCGCUACGUCACACCCGGAAGCGGCGGCGGGUCUGCGGGCUCAGGUUCAGCUGGUUGGCGUGCCUGCCUGGCUGGGCUCGGUCCGGUGCGGGAGUGCGGCAGAGCGUGGCGGAGCCAUGAGCGGGGAGCCCGCGGCCGACGUCGGAGAGUCCCCUCCCGGGGCUCCCCUGCCCGGCAGUGGGGUCCGCAUCGUGGUGGAGUACUGUGAACCCUGUGGAUUUGAGUCCACCUACCUGGAGCUGGCCAGCGCUGUGAAGGAAGAGUACCCUGGUAUCCAGAUUGAGUCACGCCUUGGGGGCACUGGAGCUUUUGAGAUUGAGAUCAAUGGGCAGUUGGUCUUUUCCAAGCUGGAGAACGGAGGAUUUCCCUAUGAAAAGGAUCUCAUUGAGGCUAUCCGAAGAGCCAGUAGUGGAGAACCUCUGCAAAAGAUCACCAAUAGCCGGCCCCCCUGUGUCAUCCUGUGACCCUGCAAGGUUUCUACUUCCCUCUUGGGCCAGGGCUUCUUCCCUAUACCCCUUUGUCCUGGGUGCCCCUCCCGUAUUGGGGUCCUCUCCAUUUUAGCAAAAUCCUUCCUCGUUGGAGAUUAGGAUGAGAGAGCCCGUCCCACUGACCAAGCAUCGGUUCAUCCCCAACAACACUCUUGGUCUUAUCACCUCUCUCCCCCCACCCCCUCUGCGCUGAG